UUAUUACAAUGCUUCUCUUUUAAUAUAUAAGGGAUAUGAAUAGUAGCUGUUUUGAUUUUACUAUUGAAUAUAAUGUUAUGGAUAUACAAUAUUAUUUUACAUUUUAGCAGAAUGAUAUUUAAAUUGAGCUUUCUAACUAAACUUACUUUAUGCCUCCAAGUGUGAAUUUUAUUUUCUUUCUUUCUUUUCUACUACAUUGGAGGGUAGCUCUCCAAUAAAUACUGCUUGCCCCACAACAUCUACAUAAAACGCAACAUCUACAUAAGUCAAUAUUCAGUCAAACAAAAUUCAAACAAUCACGAUUUUCUUAAGAAACUUUUUAAGCUUAUCAAUCAAGAAACUUGUGUUUAGCCUUCCAUUUAAAAUAGUUUCAAACUCCAUAAAAGAAAGAAACAUAUCGGUCACUACUGAAUUCAUAUGGAGUAAUUAUGGUGAGGUCUAUAAAACCCAUUUUAUAAACAGUGAGCGGUAGGUCGGUAUUCACCAGUGCUGAAAUUAAGUAAAACAUUUCAAGGUUUUUCUAAUCACCCAUACGGCAGUCCUCCCCAAACUAACCAAAUAGUUUUUCUUGUUGCAUGAAUUUUAAUACACUGUAACAAAGAUAUGAAUAAUUAAUAAGUCAUGACAGACGCAUGAAAUAUCAAAUAUUUCUUGACUAAAUUAGCUUAUAAUCGUUUACCUUGUCAUAUAAAAUGAUUCUGAUGUGUCACCAAAUUGUUUAUUGAAUUGUUUAAAUGUGCAUGUGAACAGCUUUCACGUGGAUCCACCAAUUCGUUUUGCAAGGUUUCACUUCGGAGAGGUAUGAUAACUUCUCUGUAAGCUUCAUGUUUUCUAUGUAGCUAUUGGUAUUUUGUGUUAGCUGCCACCUCUGCCAAUUACGGUGUAUAUAUAGCACUGGAAAAUAAUGUUAAACAGGUCACGGGGAUAUUCAAUAAUAUUUUCCUAGUGAAUCGGGUUUAGAAACUAACUAAUAUAGAAAAUUAAAAAUAUAAUUUAGGAUAUUGCAUUUCUUAAUUUGUAACUGAAUGGAAAGCAUAUAGCGUAGAGCAUCAUUUAUUAGUUUUUAAUGCAAAAUUAUAUGUAUAUUUUGAUUGGUAUCUCUGGAAAGAUACCUUUUUGUGUGUCGGUUGUCUAACAAAAUUAAACUCAGUAAUAUUAUUUGCUGAUCUUGUUAAUAUAUUGAGCCUGAAUAGGGAUUUAGAAAUCAAAUGGAAAUCUAGUGGAUAAUCUUUACAGUUAUGAAAGAUCCAUACUUCGAAGUUCGAAUGAUCCAUAUAUUCCAUAUUCCGAAAUGUAAAAUAUUGUUCGUGAGAAAGAUAUGCAAUUUGUGUGGUGAUUAGUUAUCUUAAAUAUGAUAAGUUCAUACUUAUAAAUAAAACAUUUAUUUGAUACAUAUAAUGAUUGUAUAUGUAACGACUGACCGUUUUUAUAUUUUAUGGUAUAAGGUUUUGUCAUGAUUGGUAAUUUGGUAUUGGAUAUGUUACAAAGGUCAAAGGGAGAGUUUAAAUUAAAUACAGAAAUUUUUCUUCAUAAAAUUUUUGUAAAGCUUUGAUUAUAGGACUUAAUUAAAGGUCAAAAGUUUUAGUUUAAACUGAAUAUAAUUUCUGAAGCAAUACUACAUAAACGUUACGUAAAUUUGAGAAACUAAAAUCAUCUUGAAGUGUUUAAUCUCUUGAAUAUUCGAGGAGCUAAACCUCACUUUUAUUAAACGUAGGUGGAACUUUAAUUAAUUACACGUAAAGGGAAAAGAAACUAAAAUCAUUUGUGGAAUUAAAAGGCAUUUCGUGUUAAUAUAUCACUAAAUAAAAAGCAUAGACUUAAAAUAUUCCAGUGGCAAAGAUUUGUAAAUACUUCAAAACUUUAAGGUGGUCUCAAAAAAGGUCCUUCAAUUUUAAUAGUAUUGAUAUGAUACGCGAGAAUAUCGUGUUCUGAAAAAAAAAACACUUAUUUAAAAACGGACUACGUAUCAAUAUGAUAUAACACAAUAUUCUAUUUUUCUUUGUAGUGUUUUACGAGUAGAUAGACUAAUUAUUUGUGACUGAUUUAAAUUUCAAAAUGAUACCAUAUAUUAGUCGUUUACAAAUGGAAAAAUUGGUUCAGUUUGUAGGAAUUGAUGUGAUCAAACAGUAACUUAAAGGAUGCAAAGAUGAAAGAAGAGGAAAGACAAAAGACGAAAGGUGCCGAAAUCUCACUGCUUAGUAAGGACAAUGUUGUCCAGCUAACUACAACCAUAAAAUCUUGGUAGAUUAUACAACGUGAAAUUCAUUUUUAUGUUUUCCGGCAAGUUUGAAUUUUUUUGUCCACAUAGUCAUUCUUUUUCAAUUGAUAAUUUUGGCCGUCGUCAGUAUUCACGUUAUUACAACAUUGUCGAAAAUAGUAUUUCAUAAUUUAUAGAUUAUAUGAUUAAUCUUGAAAUAUUGAUUUCAUACAGAAUAAAAAACAAGACCUAGCUAUUUUGGAAUUGUUAAACUGUAUAGAAAAUAUUUUGUUACGAUGGUCUUGAAUAUCACACUAUCAUAUGUAGAGAUAAUGUGAGAUAUUAUAAUAUAGUUAAUUUUAUAUAUUUUCAGUAAGAGAACUGGUGACGAAUAGAGCACGUGACAAAAAAAAAUGAUCAGUUACAUUAAAUAAAUCAUUUUAAAAUUAUAAUUUCUUUCUCGUUUUUGUUUUUCUUUUUAAUUCUAAAAGGUUCACUUUAGUUUGUUUCCUUCUUUCGUACACGAUUUUAAAAACUAAAUCAAAACUCGUUUUCCGUAUAAUUUUAAAACGUCUGCUCCAGUUAAUUAUCAAUAUUUUUCUGUAUUAUAAUUUCAAUAAUUAACAUAGUAUUAAAUAUUAGAUAUGUUUUCCGAUUUCUAUACAUUUAACAGGUUAUUUAGAAUAAUUGCAUCAUGCUUUUGUUUUAUAUAAUUCGCAAAAAUGUUUUUACACUGCCUCUUGAAACCCACCGGACAAGUCUUGUACCUCUCAGCCACUCAAUUCCUUGUCUUUAGCACAAAACACAAAUGGUUUGGUUUUUCUUAAUUAUCUUCAUUUCUUUUUUACUAGGGGAUUUGCACUAGAUGGCUAUGAAAGAAAAUAUAAUUAGCUAGAUGGAUAAGUCACUGUGCAAAUUCUAUAAACCCAAAUGUACCCUUGUAUAUCUACCUCUACCCAACUCUCUCUCUUAUGUCUCUCUCUUCUCCCUCCUCUUCCUUUCUUCCAUGGGAUUAAUGGUGACUUCUCCAGUUUCAGAAUCAUUGUUGCUCCUUCCCCCACUUCCUGAACACCGCCAUCUGCUCUUCCUCUAGAUCUGUUUGGUGGGAUCCCUGCCCCCGACCCUCCUGAUCCUCUGACCCUCCCGACAUGUUCAGCGAAUCAGAUCUGUCGUCUCCACCUGUCUCUGUUUCACCAUAACAGCUGCAAGGUCUUCUCUUUUUAAUUGUACAACAACAGUUUGCUCGGUCUGUUUGCUGCCUGUACCUCUUAGAGUGAAGCUUGUUAGGCAUUUGCUUCUCCCUACUGUUGGUUGCAGAUCUUGGAUUUGUGAUUUUGUUUGGGAAAACAACGUUUUUUCAUGUUCUUAAGUUUAUUUUUUAAAUAUAUGGUUUAUGUGAUCCGGUUAAAUGAUUCUAUUUGGGAUGAAACCUAUAUUAGAUUUGGAUUGCUUGCCUUCAAUUUAAGGAACCAGUUACGACAAUUACUUCAGGAUGAAGAUUUUGGUUGCAGAUCUUUGACACACAAUGAAAAGGAUAUUAUUGUCAUUACACCAUCAAUCUCCUACCAAAUCUGCAAAUAUAAAAAACUUAUGACCAUCUGCCUAAUUACCGACCACUUUUUGUAUAUACACCAAAAUAGGCCUUUUUACUAUUUUAAAACCGCACAGAUCCUCAUAUCUCCUCCCCCCCCCAACCCCGCCCCCGCCCCAACUCCCUCCUCGGUCUUUAUUAUAUAAACCCUGCUCUCGUAAGACUUGUUAUAAAACUUACAAGUUAAAACAAGAUAAAAACCAAACACAAUAACCAAUGGUUGUGCCAAUUGAGACAGUGGAGAGAAGAACCGAUCUCCAGCGACCUUUGGUGGAUCCGACGGUCUCGGAGCGAAAACCUCACAAUGAUGUCGGACUCGAGAGCGUUUUGACGGAGAGUAGCCUUCCUUAUCGGAGGCGCGUGUACCUAGGAGCGUGCAUAGAGAUGAAACUACUUUUCCGGUUGGCACGUCCGGCUAUACUUGUCUAUUUAGUUAACAGCGGCAUGAGUAUCUCCGCUCGUAUCUUCGCCGGACAUCUCGGCAGUCAGGAACUCGCCGCCGCGUCCCUCGGAAAUAGCUGCUUCUUUCUUGUCUAUGGCCUCAUGUUGGGCAUGGGCAGUGCAGUCGAGACACUAUGUGGACAAGCAUAUGGGGCCCAACGCUAUGACAUGCUUGGGAUCUAUCUCCAAAGAGCAACAAUGGUCCUUGCUUUAGUGGGUUUGCCAAUGACAGUGCUAUACACCUUCUCAUACCCGAUUCUACUUCUGUUAGGCGAACCUAAAACAGUAUCAUACAAAGGUUCUUUGUACAUCGCCGGACUCAUCCCUCAAAUCUUUGCCUACGCCGUCAACUUCACGGCCCAGAAGUUCCUCCAGGCCCAAAGCGUGGUGAUCCCCAGCGCGUACAUCUCAGGCGCCGCCCUUCUCCUCCAGAUCUUGUUGACGUGGAUCACCGUUUACGUAAUGGGCAUGGGCCUUAUGGGAAUCGCUUGCGUUCUUACUAUCUCUUGGUGGGUUAUGGUUGUGGCUCAAGCUUUGUAUAUUAAGAAUAGUCAAAGGUUCAGACACACGUGGACUGGUCUUAGCUCGAGAUCGUUCCAAGGUCUAUGGGGUUUUUUUAAACUCUCUGUUGGCUCCGCGGUUAUGAUCUGUCUGGAAAUGUGGUAUUCACAGAUUCUGGUUCUUCUCGCUGGUCUGCUUAAAGACCCUGCUCUCUCUCUAGAUUCUCUCUCGAUUUGUAUGGCAGUUUCAGCAUUAUCAUUCAUGGUCUCGGUCGGUUUCAACGCGGCUGCAAGUAUAAGAACAAGUAAUGAGCUCGGAGCGGGAAAUCCAAAAUCGGCGUUGUUCUCUACAUGGACGGCGACUUUCGUUUCCUUCGUGAUCUCCGUCGCGGAGGCAGUCAUCCUGUUGGCGUCACGUGAUUACAUUAGCUACAUUUUCACGUCGGACGCUGACGUGGCUAAAGCCGUCUCUGACCUCUGCCCUUUUCUCGCCGUCACAGUUAUCCUCAACGGAAUCCAACCCGUCUUGUCCGGAGUGGCAGUGGGGUGUGGAUGGCAGGCAUUUGUGGCGUAUGUGAAUGUUGGUUGUUACUAUGUUGUUGGUAUUCCCAUUGGUUGUGUUCUUGGGUUUACUUUCAAUUUGCAAGCCAAGGGAAUAUGGACCGGGAUGAUUGGAGGUACCCUCAUGCAAACCCUCAUUUUACUUUACGUCACGUACCAAACAGAUUGGGAUAAAGAGGUGGAAAAAGCUAGGAAACGAUUGGAUAUGUGGGACGACAAGAAGAAUUCUCUCCAAAAUUAGUUAUUAUGUCUGCCGGAAUGAAAGACCAAAAAAGAAUAACAUGUGACAUGUGUGGUGGUCUGUGGAGGUAUUUGAAAAGAAGAUCUUCUUUUUGAAACUUUUUCUUUGUAAUAAUAUUUGUUGGCUGAUCUAAUGGAUGGUUUUAUCAAAUCUUAUUUAAAUUUGUUUUUAAAUUGAUCUAUUGUAUAUUACU
Brassica rapa (field mustard) is the source of this 5724-nucleotide messenger RNA. Its product is annotated as protein DETOXIFICATION 39. Gene Ontology annotation, cellular component: membrane. The record is from RefSeq and is a predicted model, not a curated record. Lineage: Eukaryota; Viridiplantae; Streptophyta; Magnoliopsida; Brassicales; Brassicaceae. Gene Ontology annotation, molecular function: antiporter activity; xenobiotic transmembrane transporter activity. Gene Ontology annotation, biological process: xenobiotic detoxification by transmembrane export across the plasma membrane.